UCGCGAGAUCUGGCCACCCCACCAACAGCCACCAGCGGGAACAGAUUCUCACUCAGGCGAAGAGACAGCAGGAGAAAGGGACGAAAGGGAGGCUGUUUGAGACGAGAUUUCUCUAAAACAGAGCCAUGCUGGAGUACUACCAGAUGCUAGGAGUCCAGAAAAAUGCAUCGCAAGACGACAUCAAAAAGGCUUACAGAAAAUCGGCGUUGAAGUGGCAUCCGGACAAGAACCCCGACAACAAGGACGAAGCGGAGAAAAGGUUCAAAGAGAUUUCAGAGGCGUAUGAAGUGCUCUCAGACGAAGACAAGAGGAAUACCUACGACAGAUACGGCAAAGAAGGCCUUUCAGCAGGAGGAAGAGGAGGAGGACGAGGAGAAGGAGGAGGUCAUUAUAGUCACUUUGGAGGCAGCGGCUUCACAUUCCGAAAUCCCGACGACGUUUUCAGGGAAUUCUUCGGCGGCAGUGAUCCGUUUGCGACCUUUUUUGCUGAUGAUCCCUUUAAUGAUAAUUUCGGUGGAGGUCACAGUCACCACAGAGGUCAAACCCGGGGGUCAGUCUUCGGAUUUGGGAGUUUUCCAGCCUUUGGGCCUGGCAUCUCAGGGUUCGAUCCAGGUUUUGGCUCAUUUGGAAACAUGGGCGGAGGAUUCGCUUCUUUCUCUUCUUCAUCUUUCGGAGGAGGAGGAGGAGGAGGAAUGGUUGGAAUGGUUGGAGGAGGAGGAGGAGGAGGAGGAGGAGGAGGAGGAGGAGGAAUGGGAGGUGGAGGAGGAGGAAUGGGAGGAGGAAACUUUAAAUCUGUGUCGACCUCUACCAAGUUCAUCAACGGCAGAAAAAUUACUACGAAACGGAUUGUGGAGAACGGCCAGGAGCGGGUAGAAGUGGUGGAGGACGGUCAGAUAAAGUCUCUCACAGUAAAUGACGUUGCAGCAGAAGACCCCGUAGAGGAAGAGCUUCCUCGCCGCAGACAGAACUUACUUCCUGGUCAUCAUCAGCGCUGCCUGAGGACCAAUCAGAACCCGUCUGAGGAAGAGGAGGAACACAGCCUGCAGAGCCUGGGACUCUCCAGAGGACACAUGGACUCAAAGAGGAAGAAACUGUGGCUAAAGGAGGCGGAGUCUAAAAAGAAAAGAGCUCCUCGACACUUCCCUCGGUUCAAUGGAUUCGGUACUUUCUAUUAAUCAUAUACUGAUUUCAACGAAACGUGGCAUUAGCUCACCAUUGAAAUGCAUCAAAGUCCAUUGAACCCUCUGUAUCCCCCCUCAUGUGUAUCAGCUGCAGUGCAGAGGAUCACUCGCUGCCCAAAAUACUUGUUAGUAGCUAAGGCUUUGUUGUUUUGUACGGCUGAGCUCUGUGGAUUCAGCUUUUUAAUUCAUCUCCUAUGAUUGGACGUUUCCGAUUUUUUUGUAGCAUAAUGUUGUGUUGAAAAGAGUUCAGGUGGAGAGAGAGAGUUUCCGGAGAGGAUGAGUGAAGGUCAAGAUCUUUAGUGCAUCCUUUUUAAACACAGUGCUGCAGAUAGCUGUAACUAAAGUGGACCAAAAUGUCCAUGUUCAUCCCUCUAAAAAAAGACCUCCAAUUUCGCCUUAAUUUCAAGCCGAUAAAAGCUGAU
Molecule: messenger RNA, 1603 nt
Organism: Trematomus bernacchii (emerald rockcod)
Lineage: Eukaryota; Metazoa; Chordata; Actinopteri; Perciformes; Nototheniidae
Gene: dnajb6b
Product: DnaJ heat shock protein family (Hsp40) member B6b
Exons: 10
Coding region: 126-1175 (349 amino acids)
Biological process (GO): positive regulation of proteasomal ubiquitin-dependent protein catabolic process; protein refolding
Cellular component (GO): cytosol; endoplasmic reticulum membrane
Molecular function (GO): Hsp70 protein binding; ATPase activator activity
Source: RefSeq, a predicted model, not a curated record